CCGACAGUAGUACGCGCGCUCAACUCCCUCCAGUCGCGCGCCAUGCGCACGCGCAGCCUGAACGCACAGUGAUGCCAUACUGGAAAAAAGUGUAGUGAACAAACUUGAACCUAACCAAGGAUUACAGUGAACAAUUUAAAAGUGCAUUAUUAUCGUGAACCCAAGUGAAGAAGUGACAGUUUUGCUACGGCAAUAACAUUAUUGUUCGGUCUCUAUUAACUGUUUUAUGGCCUGUACAGUGCGUCUAUUGUUGUGUUCGCUUCCACUAAUCUCCUAUUCACCUGUUUCAACGCCACCUACUGCGGUUGGACUGUGAAAUGUGACAAAAAAUUGCAAUGGCCAUCCAUUGUACGCAUGCGGACGCCAGUUUGUAAACUUUGCGUGUUGACUACCUGACUACUGGAGGGUUGGACCACGACGGAUCGGACGAUUGAUCGCCCAACUGCCUUAUGUUCUUGAAACCGUGAUGUCGGACAACGCCGGAGCAGUAGUAUCGAGGGCGUCCACACCUCGCCCAGUAAAUGAUACACCAGUAGCCGCACCUCUCAGGUCCAGACAUGACCAGUUCCUUGCUAGCUCAGCUGAGAGAGCCCAACAGAGGCCUUCCUCAAGUGGUCGAAAUCCUUCAGGAAGCUUUGAAUCACCGCCCCUACCUUACCAUCGUCAGAUGACAACAGGUUCUUUGCUUACCUCAUCUCACCGUGAAACCUCAGCCUUUGUCCCUGUUGUACCAACACGGUCGAUGCACCCAGUGAUAUAUCCAAACGAAAUGCAUCCUGCAUUAAUUCCGUCAGAAAUAAUUGAAAGAGAAAGAAUGAUGGAUAGAGAGAGAACGGAACCGGCUAAAGGCUCCCCGGACAGAGCGUCUGGAAACUUUCCGAAACGAAAUUCAUUUGAUUUAAUGGCCAUGAUGGUAGAAAAGAGGAAAGAAGUGGCUUUGCGUGAGGCUGCAGCAGCAAUGCUACUUCCUCACCAUAGAACAUCGUCUAUCGAAGGCAUGAUGUCUGAUGGGUCUUCACAACCACCUAUUUACGGUCCUCCAGGACCAUUCCUUGGUGCACCUGGACCAUCGCCAACAGCUGCAGGCAGUUUUACUUUCCCUGGAGCUGGUUUAUUCCCUCCUGGAGCAGGUCCUCAUCAGAUGCACCCACACCUAGACAGGCGGCUCCUCAGAGCCCCUGGUCGUGCCUCAAGACCGAAGAAACAGUUUAUAUGUAAAUUCUGUAACCGCCAAUUCACUAAAUCAUACAACCUACUGAUCCACGAAAGAACUCACACUGACGAGAGACCCUACUCCUGCGACAUCUGCGGCAAGGCUUUCAGACGACAGGACCAUUUGAGAGACCACAGGUACAUUCACUCAAAGGAGAAGCCGUUCAAGUGUACAGAAUGCGGGAAAGGAUUCUGCCAGUCAAGGACCCUGGCGGUUCACAAAAUCCUUCACAUGGAAGAAUCGCCUCACAAAUGUCCAGUUUGCAGUCGGAGUUUCAAUCAACGGUCAAACCUCAAGACUCAUUUGCUAACUCACACGGAUCAUAAACCUUACGAGUGCAAUUCUUGUGGAAAAGUAUUCAGACGGAACUGUGACCUGAGGAGACACGCCCUGACACAUGCUGUUGGUGAUGUUCCACCAGGUGAUGUUUUAGAUGUAGGUGAAGAAGAUAUUGGUAGACCUGGAUCUCCAAUAGAACCUGGAUUUGAUGAUGAAGAUCCUGAUUUGUCAUCACCAGAGCAUUCCCCUGUAAGACGAGCGCGGUCCUCUUCCAUCGAAAGUAUCGGAAGAGAGCAAAGUGAAGAACGACCUCCACGACGAACGUCACCAUCUCCAGUGGAACGGACCCACUGCCACCAUAAUGAGCAGAGAGAUAGAGCAAGCCCUUACACUAUGCGGCCUCAACAUCAAGAGAAACACAUGCGUAUGCCUUCCGAUUUGUAUGAAAAACGGCGGUACACUUCGGAUGAGAUUAUAGAAAAAGAGAUGAGAUACAAUGAGCCUCCUGAACCACAGAUCAGACAUCCUCAGCUACAAAUACGCAGAGACCUUCACCAAGUUGCACCGCCCGAUCCCAAUAAAAUGAGUCAAAUGGCCAGUCCUCCUAUAGAUCCUGGGCCUUCAGGUAUGUACCUGAGUCCAUUUAGAAAGAGAAGCCAUCCGCCUGACAUUGGAGACAACGUAAGAACUUGUGCAGCUGUUUAUCGAAGCCGAUCGCCGGAGCCUACUAACUUAACAAUGCCUCGGCAAUCGAUGGGAAAUGGAGAAGUUGUAGUUGGACUUCCACCAUCCAUGUUGGGAAUGCCAUCUUAUCACAAGUUUGGUUUGCCCAUGCCUCCGCCUCACCCUCAAAUGGCAUACGGUCCAGUUCCUCACCCAAUAUUAGGACCACAGCAAACGGUGGCACAAGAUCUUAUAGUUAAACACGCGCCUCCUAAAGACACAACUCCUGGCACUUCCACACAUGUCACCAAUUGUAAGGAUGGUCAGAAAGACCCUGAAGAAGGCAGUUCGAGCUUUAUAACAAGUGGAAUAAAGAACAUUGUUGGGAUACAACCACCGGCUAAUCCGAAGCCUGGAACGAGCUCGUCGACAGGACCGAAGAAAGGAUUCAGUAUAGAAGAUAUCAUGAGACGUUGAUGAAAUGUUGACUAGCGCCACUGUCUGUGAAGUUUUACUGUAUGCAAAUGAGAUUGCUUAGAAUUAUAUUAGGUUAAAUGUUAGCCUGUAGAAACGUGUUGCCUUAUUUUGUUUAGCUACAUAGUAAGAAGAGUAUUUUGUGACGAAUGUAUUCUCUGGACAGUGGUUCUAAUAAUUGUAUAGGUGCAUUUUAGAGAGAUUUAAGAUAUUAUGAAAUUGUUUGUGUACCUAAUUUUAGAUUAACAUUAAUGAGAAGUAUUAUUAGUCCAAGUUUCGAUUAUACAGAUUGUAAAAUUUCUAGAGGUAUGUUUGUACGUAUUCGCAACGUGGAUUUGGUUUUCGUAAAGAUCUCAUAAGGUUUGUUUGUGCAGUGUUUUGUUUACCUCCAAAUUUUAAAAAAUUAGUUUAUUGAAGAAAUAUUUAGGCAAUAAUUUUUAUUUUCUCGUUUUAUUGUUGUAUGUCGUCGGCGGACAAAACAAAUGUCAGUGUGAUUAUCUUUUGUUUGAACCCAUCAAUGCUGAUUUGUAAUAUUUUUAAAAUAAUUUUAUAAUAAUAAGAGCAUAAUUUUUAAAAUAAAUUAAGAAUUGACUGGU
Messenger RNA from Spodoptera litura, 3225 nucleotides. It is a transcript of the gene bowl, whose product is annotated as brother of odd with entrails limited. Gene Ontology annotation, molecular function: DNA-binding transcription factor activity, RNA polymerase II-specific; RNA polymerase II transcription regulatory region sequence-specific DNA binding. Gene Ontology annotation, cellular component: nucleus. Lineage: Eukaryota; Metazoa; Arthropoda; Insecta; Lepidoptera; Noctuidae. The record is from RefSeq and is a predicted model, not a curated record. Gene Ontology annotation, biological process: embryo development; embryonic pattern specification; embryonic hindgut morphogenesis.